This is a messenger RNA of Scheffersomyces coipomensis, 2202 nucleotides long. It is a transcript of the gene DSE1, whose product is annotated as Dse1p. Gene Ontology annotation, molecular function: protein binding. The record is from RefSeq and is a predicted model, not a curated record. NCBI's taxonomy places the organism in Eukaryota, Fungi, Ascomycota, Pichiomycetes, Serinales, Debaryomycetaceae. The transcript has a single exon. Bases 1 to 2202 code for a protein of 733 amino acids.
AUGAGUGAUUAUUACGAACCUACAUUAUUAUUCAGAAGGAACGCUAAGCGGUUCAGUCCAGAGUCUUCUCCAAUGGCCAGUGUGGAAAGUUUACAUUCUAAUACCAGUGCUAAAUCCAAUUCAUCAUCAACUUCUUCCAAUAAAUCUACAUCAUCUUCAUGGAUGUUAAAUUUACAAAAUCCUCAAGAUACUCAAAUAUUAAAUCAAUCAUGUUCAUUGAAUCGAUUAAACAUUAAAUCCAAUUAUUGGAAAAUACCUGAUAACAACUAUAAUUUAACUUCGAUGGCUAUUAAGAAUAUUAAUAAUGAUGAAACUACAUUAGCUAUUUCAAGUGGGAAUAAAGAAUCAAAUUUAUUCAUUUAUGAUUUGAAUUUAUUUGAUAAUUAUUUAACUCAUCAAUCAACUAUAUCAUUACCUAACAUCUAUGGGAUGAAAUGGUUUAAUUCAAAUUAUCUUAUCACAGGUAAUAGUAAAGGGUAUGCUCAUUUAGUUUAUAUCCCUCAUAAUAUGGAUGAUAAUCAAACUAACGACGAUGGAGAGGACCAAGCCGAAAUCAUUAAAAGAUUCAAUCAUAGAAAACAUUUAAAACAAAAAAUAUCAUCAGAUAAAUCAAGUGCUAUAUCAAAAUUAAACAUUAUACCAAAUCAAGAUCAUUUAAUCUCAUUAUAUCAAAAUAAUCUCUUUUAUUGGGAUAUUAAAGAUUGUGAAUCACAACAACGUCCAUCACCAAUAUCGAUAUCGAAGAUUCAUGGAAUUAAAAACUUUGAAAUCUUGAAUUUAACUAGUUCAACCAUUGGUAUUUGUGGUAAUUUUGGUAUUUCCUUAUUUGAUUUAAGAGAUAAUAAAUUUAGUGUACCAGUUUCAUCUUUACAAGAACAUUCAAAACAAAAAUUAAAUACAAAUUUAAUUAGGGUGAAUCCUCAAAAUGAAAAUUUAUUAGUGGCAAGUCAUGGUGAUAGUGUGAUAAGAUUAUGGGAUAUUAGAAAACAAAACAAUUACGUUAAUUUAAUUGGUCAUCAAAAUAAUGUGUCAAGUUUACAAUGGAAUAAUGGAGAUUUAUUCAGUGGUGGUAAAGAUGGGAAUAUCAUUCAUUGGGAUUUAACUACCAAUAUGAGAGAACCAGAACAUGAUGAAGUGAUUAAUUGUUCAUUAAAGGAAGGGUUCGAUAGUAUUAAUUUCAAUUCUCAAGCUAAUAAAUUAGAAACUUGUUUAAAUCAAAGACAAUGUGGAACUUUAUUACCUGCUUCAAAUACAAAUAUUAUUGGUAUGGAAUCUUUAAGAGGUAGUGGUAAUGAUGAUAAGGAUUUAAAAGUAUUAUCAAUAGAUAGUUCAUCAUUCUUUGGUAUUCAUUCUAAGAUCUAUGAAUCGAUUAAUAUUAAUAUUAAUUCAGAUAAGAUGUAUUAUACCGAUGAUGAUAUACAAUUAUUGAUAAAUGCUCAACAAUCAUCGUUGAAUACAUUAGUGGAAGAAGAUGAGGUUAUAGCUGUGAAUGAAACUCCAGUAUAUGAACUGGAAAUGGUCAAACCAUUGGCUGUAUCAAGAAAAUCUACAUCUACAUUCCAACCACCACAACCUAUAAUAUCAUCUAAUCAAAACAUGUCUAAUGAGACUUUAUUAGAUGAAUUAGACCAGAAUGAUUUCAAUCAAGAUUCAUAUAAAUUAGACAUUGAUAUGAGUAAGAUUUUUGAUAAAUCUCAAACUCAAUCUCCAAUAAGUCAUGAAUUCCACCUUAAUGAAAAUGAAAAGGAGAUCAAUGAAAUUAAAGAAUCUGAUAUUGAAGAAGAUGAUGAUGAAUUUGAUUUCACUCAACCUCAAUCAGCUUUCUCGAUGUAUAAUUUACAAUCUUCUCAUGAUACCACCACUACUAAAACCAAAAAAUCAGUUAAUUUCUCUGCUUAUUCGAUUGAUUCAACAGAACCAAUCCAUUAUCAUAUGCAAUCUCCAGGCAUAUCACUUUCAAGUCCUGAAACAACUCAAGAAUCAAUCCAUUUCAAUUCCACCACUCUUGAUUCAAUCGAUACACCCCCAUCAUCUAUCAACUCCUCCCCAAGAUUAAACGAAUCUAAUAAAGAUGAUUUUCAUUUUAAUUUAUUAGAUGAUCUUGACUUCAAUUUCGGUACUAGUUUAAGUACGAAUAUGUUUAAUGAAAUUAAUCCAAAUAAUCAUACUACUGGUACAAAGAGUAAUCCUAUAUCUAUAUAG